This is a messenger RNA of Musa acuminata subsp. malaccensis (wild Malaysian banana), 4530 nucleotides long. The record is from RefSeq and is a predicted model, not a curated record. Lineage: Eukaryota; Viridiplantae; Streptophyta; Magnoliopsida; Zingiberales; Musaceae.
UUCCCCAUUUAAUUCGGCCCCCUCUCCAAUUCUCGACGGAAUUGGAGCUUUCAUCAUCAUCGUCUGCGAUGGCGUCUUCGACCGUAGUUGGGUUCGUGGGGCUCGACGAGCUCAGCUUGGAGAUCGCUUCCUUGCUCGUCAAAUCCGGGUUUCGCCUUCAGGGAUUCGAGGUGACCGAGUCCUCUCUGAUGAAUGGGUUCUUGGCGUUGGGUGGAGUGAAGUGCCGAUGUCCUAUGGAGGCAGCAAGGGGUGCUACAUUUGUGAUUAUUGUGGCCUCCGUGAAUGAAUUGCAUGAGGUUCUCUAUGGAGAGGAGAAUGUAGCAAAAGGAUUAUACAAAGGUUCAGUCAUUAUCUUUCGAUCAACAUUGCCUCCAAGUCAUACUCAGAAGAUCGAGAAGUAUCUCACAGAGGAGGUAGGAGAUGUGGCUUUUGUUGAUGCACACAUUUUUCGUGGAGUUUCUGAGGAGAUGAAUGGAAAAAUUAUUAUUGUUGCAUCUGGACGUGGAAGUACAAAUGAAAAAAUUCAACCUUUCUUCUCAGCUAUUAGCAAGAAGGUCUAUUUUUGUCAUGAUGAAAUUGGUACUGGAAGUAAGAUUUGGGCUGUGAAUAGUCUUCUAGAAGGCAUUCAUCUUGUUGCUUCUGUGGAAGCCAUAUAUCUUGGAGUUAGAGCAGGACUUCAUCCAAUGGUUCUCUAUGACAUAAUUUCAAAUGCUGCUGGAAGUUCAUGGAUCUUUGUAGAUAUAAUCCCCAAAUUGUUGAGUGCUGACCAAUUACUCACAUAUUAUUUGAAUAAUUUGGUGAAAGAUACUGGUCUUGUGAUGGGCAUGGCGAAAUCCGUUAACUUUCCUCUUCCAUUACUAUCUAUGGCGCAUCAACACUUAAUACAUGGCUCUUCAUGUAAAAAUGGAGAUGAUGCUUCUGCUGCACCAUUGAAGACAUGGGAACAAAUAUAUGGAGUAGAUAUCCAGGAUGCAGCUAACAAGAAGUCCUAUAUCCCAGGGCAACUCGCUGAUGAACUUGUUCCAAAAUCAAAGGCAGUGAAUAAAAUUGGUUUUAUAGGCCUUGGAGCAAUGGGAUUUGGUAUGGCGGCCCAUUUGUUAAGAUCAAACUUUCAUGUUAUUGCCUAUGAUGUAUACAAGCCAACAUUAUCCCGGUUUGCAGAAUUAGGUGGCACCACUGGUGAUUCUCCAUUGGAAGUAUCAAAGGAUGUAGAAGUGCUUAUAAUCAUGGUUGCUAAUGAAUCACAAGCUGAAAAUGUAUUGUAUGGAAAUGAUGGUUCUCUUUCAGCACUUCCUUCUGGAGCAACCAUUAUUGUUUCUUCGACGGUCUCCCCUGGGUUCCUGAUUGGUCUUGAACAACGCUUAAAAGGUGAAAACAAAGGUUUCAAUUUGGUGGAUGCACCAGUAUCAGGUGGUGUUAAAAGGGCAGCUGAAGGAACACUCACGAUUAUGGCUUCUGGCACUGAUGAUGCUCUUUCAAGCACUGGUAAUGUUCUUUCAGCACUAAGCGAGAAGCUCUAUGUCAUCCAAGGUGGAUGUGGAGCGGCAAGUUCUGUUAAAAUGGUUAAUCAGUUGCUUGCUGGAGUUCAUAUAGCUGCAGCAGCUGAAGCAAUGGCAUUUGGAGCUCGGCUGGGAUUAAAAACCAGAGAACUAUUUGAAAUUAUAAUGCAUGCAGGAGGUUAUUCAUGGAUGUUUGGGAAUCGCGUCCCUCACAUGUUAGAAAAUGACUAUACACCGUACUCUGCAGUUGAUAUCUUUGUGAAAGAUCUCGGAAUUGUAUUGAAUGAAAGCUCCAGUCUUAAGAUCCCACUUUAUUUAUCAAGUGUGGCUCACCAACUUUUUCUAUCAGGUUCAUCAUCUGGUUGGGGUCGAUGUGAUGAUGCUGCUGUUGUCAAGGUAUAUGAAACAUUAACUGGUGUUAGAAUUGAAGACAAAAACCCUAUUAUCAGUAAAGUAGAUAUGUUCAAGUCUCUCUCACCAGAAUGGCCCGGGAAUCCAUUGGAAUAUCUUAGUUCAAUGGAAUGUCAAAGUAAAUCUAAAGUUUUAGUGGUCUUAGAUGAUGAUCCGACUGGAACUCAAACUGUCCACGACAUAGAAGUCUUGACAGAAUGGAACAUUGAGAUGCUUGUUGAACAGUUCAGCAAAAGGCCUACAUGUUUUUUCAUUUUAACUAAUUCACGAUCUCUGACCACUGAGAAGGCUAUUUUGUUGACCAAAACCAUAUGUAGAAAUGUAGAAGCUGCAGCUCAAGCAGUGAAGGGCAUUGAUUUCACUAUAGUACUAAGAGGUGAUUCAACUCUUCGGGGUCACUUUCCUGAGGAAGCUGAUGCAGUAGUAUCAGUACUAGGAGAGAUGGAUGCAUGGAUCAUUUGUCCUUUCUUUCUACAAGGAGGACGUUACACUAUUGAUGAUAUCCAUUAUGUUGCAGAUGCCGAUAGGCUUGUUCCUGCUGGAGAGACUGAGUUUGCUAAAGAUGCUGCAUUUGGUUAUAGAUCUUCCAAUCUUAGAGAGUGGGUUGAAGAGAAAACAAAAGGACGAAUUCCAGCCAACAAUGUUUCAUCAGUUUCUAUUAACCUCUUGCGUAAAGGAGGGCCAGCUGCUAUCUGUGAGCAUCUUUGUAACCUGCAAAAGGGUUCAAUAUGCAUUGUAAAUGCUGCAAGUGAAAGAGACAUUUCUGUUUUUUCUGCAGGCAUGAUACAAGCUGAAAUAAAAGGAAAACGUUUCUUAUGUCGAACUGCUGCAAGUUUUGUGUCUGCUCGAAUUGGAAUAGAGCCAAGACCUCCCAUCCGCCCAAGUGAUCUUGGCAUAACCAAAGACACAAGUGGUGGCCUCAUCAUUGUGGGCUCAUAUGUGCCUAAAACGACAAAGCAGGUUGAAGCACUUAUAUCACACUUUGGCCCAAAACUAAAAUGUGUCGAGGUCUCAGUUGAUAACAUUUCCAUGAAAUCAAUUCAAGAAAGAGAUGAAGAGAUCAAUCAUGUAGCAAAUGUUGCAAGUGCUUCUCUUAAAGCUGGCAAAGACACUCUUGUGAUGACCAGCCGGCAACUCAUUACUGGAAGAUCUCCUGAAGAAAGUUUAGAAAUCAACUCUAAAGUCAGCUCUGCUCUGGUUGCUAUUGUUCAACAGAUUACUACUCGUCCUCGUUAUAUCCUUGCCAAGGGUGGAAUUACUUCAUCAGAUAUUGCUACAAAAGCUUUAGAAGCAAAGCGUGCCAAGGUAAUUGGACAAGCAUUGGCCGGCGUCCCCUUAUGGCAGCUAGGUCCAGAAAGCCAUCAUCCAGGGGUUCCAUAUAUUGUUUUUCCAGGUAAUGUUGGUGAUAACAAUGCCAUAGUUGAUGUUGUAACAAGUUGGGCUCGUCCUUCUAGGUCAACAAAGGAUAUUCUUCUAAAUGCAGAGAAGGGUGGAUAUGCUGUUGGAGCAUUCAAUGUGUAUAAUCUCGAAGGUGUUGAAGCAGUUAUUUCAGCUGCUGAGGCUGAAAAUAGUCCUGCCAUUUUGCAGGUUCAUCCAGGUGCUCUGAAACAUGGUGGAGUUCCUUUGGUUGCAUGUUGCAUUUCUGCUGCUGAACAGGCCAGGGUCCCAAUUACUGUUCACUUUGAUCAUGGCAAUUCAAAGGUUGAGGUACUUGAAGCUCUUGAAUUGGGAUUCGAUUCAGUAAUGGCUGAUGGUUCUCAUCUUCCUUUUGAAGAGAAUGUCUCAUACACAAAAUUCUUAACAUGUCUAGCACGUGCUAAGGAAAUGCUAGUCGAAGCUGAACUUGGGCGGUUGUCAGGCACUGAAGAUGACUUGACAGUUGAAGAUUAUGAAGCCAGAUUGACCGAUGUUAAGCAGGCUCAAGAAUUUAUUGAUAAGACAGGAAUCAAUGCUCUAGCUGUGUGCAUUGGCAAUGUACAUGGGAAAUACCCAUCUAGUGGUCCAAAUCUUAGACUUGACUUGCUAAAGGAACUUCGGGCAUUGACUUUAGACAGAGGAGUCCAUUUAGUUCUUCAUGGAGCAUCUGGUCUGCCAAGUGAUCUUGUUAAGGAGUGCAUAGCUCUGGGUGUCCGGAAGUUCAACGUGAACACAGAAGUCCGGAGUGCUUACCUGGAUGCUCUGCAGAAGCCCCAUAAAGAUUUGGUUCAUCUGAUGGCAUCAGCAGAGGAAGCAAUGAAAGCUGUGAUUGCCGAGAAGAUGCACCUCUUUGGCUCAGCUGGAAAAGCACAGGCGAGUGCACCAUGAGCAUUUCUUUUCUCAUCAAUUAUGAUCAGGAGUCGGUCUUCUAUGGCUGCCCCCAUUCAAGGUCACGUUCCUAAGCAUUGCACUGCUUCCUAUCACUGUUUCAGUGUGUCAUCGAGCUAUCAUUCUCUUUGAUUUGGGAUUCUAUUCUUACUUUCCUUCUUGCUACCUACCGUCCCUAUUUCAGUGUUGCUUCCCUCUCCUUUUGAUCACCACUUAAAACACUUUUGCCUUUUGCAACUGCUAAAUUGAUGAUAUGGAUGACGUAUCAAUAAAAGGUAGCACAUAUAGCGUUCUUGGUUUGUUUCAUCUUCCUCAA